CCAUUAUUGAGGUAUAGAUGGUGCAGGAGCAGCUUGCUGCAUCCAGAAGUUCAGUCCAGUGAGCUGCACUAGUCCUGAGAGCCACCAGCUCAGAGAAGUAGUCCAGCCACUCCACAAACAUCCAGUCUAACUCCUGCAGCUGCAGCACACACUACACUCAACCAGAUUUAUUCAAUCAGCACUUCGUAUUCUCUGUGCCUGUGUCGUUGUGAGAUCAGAUCGCAGUAACUUGUUGCACCUGAGACUUCGGCCGCAGCAGAGAUGAUGAGGAUGCAGCAGUCACUCGCGCAGCUUUCUGGUCCUUCUCCUCAUGGUCUUCAUCGCUGGGAUAGUUCUGUCUGGUCCCGUGAGUCCCCGCAGAAGCAGAGUGCGACGUCAGAACAUGAAGGUUCGCAUCAGCGCCACAGGAGACACCAUCAUGAUGAAGUUUCUGCGUCCCAGCGCUGACACUAAACUGGAGGGCUACAUCCUGGGCUACGGCAGCAGCAUGUUCUCCAAACAGUUCAUUCAGCUGCCUGAGAACGGGCAGCCGUACGAGACUGAGUUUGAUGCUGAGCCCAAGUAUCUCAUCGCUGUCCAGCCCAUCCCGACCAAUGAGGUGAAAAAGCAGUGUACAGGUAAAGUGGAACUGGAGAAGCCGCUGCACUUAGUCAUUGGGUCAGUGACGCCCACUUCAGUGCUCCUAUCCUGGGGAACGCUGCUGAAAACCCCUUAUGAAGGCAACAUCAUGAAUGACUGUCUAGAGGAUGGACACUACACAGUGCGUUAUCGUGAGAAGAACAGGAAGUGGAACUACCAGACCUGCCCAACUAGUGACACAGUCAUUGACAAUCUGAAGCCCAACACGGUCUAUGAGUUUGGUGUCCAGCCCAGCUCGAAGGAUGCCACUGGAGUGUGGAGCAAGCCGGUCAUUCACAACAUCAGCACAGGGGCUAUACAGGAGAAGCUCAUCAGGAAAAUCUUCAAACGGCCUGUCAACCCUGUGAAGCCAUUAACACCAGGUCCACACUCCUUCCCCUUUGCUCCUCGCCAUGUUCUUCAUAACAAGACCCAGGGAAGACUGCCCGUCUCCCGGAACAUAGCCUCAAAGACAACUCUUGCUCCAACCACAACUACUAGACAGGAAUCUCUGUCGACCCCUGGACCCACACUGCCUGUGGUCACCAAACAGCCAAUCGGUACUAGUGUCACCAGAUCAUCCAUUGCUGCGGUCCCUCGUUCUCCCAUUAGCUCAUCAGUUCCUCCAGCAGGAAGAAACACCACGCUGCCUCGCACCCGGGUUCCUUCUCAUUCCUCUCGUACUGUUGUCAGACCAAUCUCUCCAUCCAAGACAUUCACCUCUCCUCUCAGCUCAAGCACACCUGGGGCAGCUGAUGGGGCGCAUCAUAGGGGCAAUGCUCUUCCUAAACCUGUGGUGUGGCCCAAAGAAAAUCCUGUGCAUCCCCCUAUUCCUGUCAACAAGAGACCCAACCUGGUGGGCAAACCCAGUGACCAUGAUAAACCCAUGGACCUGAAACAAGGAGACAAGGAGUCCUUCUUGAAGCUAUUCCCUCUGGUCACAGCCAAGCCCAAGCCAGAGCGAAAACAGCAGACAACCACCUCUGCCCCAGCAGUAAACAGCAGCCGUUUUGACAUGAAUGAAAACUCCUCCAUAUUCAGGCCCCUGCCUGCAUCAGAGGUAGACAUCAUGGGCAAGAAGCGUUUUGUAGCACCCCAUGUGAUCUACAAGACGGAUAAGCCGCCACAUGAGCCAUGCUCUAUCACCUCCUCCCUCGCCUAUUUCCCUGAUGAGGAGGGCAGUGAUCAGAAUGUGACUGGUCCUCCCCGCAUACCACCCUCCAACCUCACUGUGGUUACUGUGGAGGGCUGCCCGUCUUUUGUCAUUCUUGACUGGCAGAAAUCCGACAAUGAGACCAGAGAGUAUGAAGUUGUAUCCACCACUAAAGGACCAAAUGGAGAGGAGGUGUCCAUACUGACGACCAACCAGACACACACAGCCGUGGAGAAUCUCCAACCGGAGAGCAGUUAUGAAUUCAAAGUAACACCAAAGAACGAGCUGGGAACAGGACCCUCCAGUGAUCCAGUGACUUUUAGCACAGAAUCAGCGGAUCCACGAGUGAGUGAACAUGUGUCAGGAAAAGAUGCCAUCUGGACUCAGUUCCCAUUUAAAUCUGACGCGUACUCUGAAUGCAGUGGAAAGCAGUAUGUGAAGAGAACCUGGUACCGAAAGUUUGUAGGGAUCCAGCUCUGCAACUCCCUUAGAUACAAGAUCUACCUGAGUGACUCACUCAAUGGGAAGUUCUACAACAUUGGAGAUCAGACGGGGCAUGGUGAGGACCAUUGUCAGUUUGUAGACUCCUUCCUGGAUGGACGGACCGGCACCCAGAUGUUUGCUGACCAGCUACCAAGCAGGCCAGGAUUCUACAGAGCAAUGAGACAGGAGCCUGUCAACUUUGGAGAGAUUGGAGGGAAGUCACACGUUACCUAUGUAGGCUGGUACGAGUGUGGCACACCCAUACCUGGGAAGUGGUAAGACCCAACAGAGCUGUCCAGGAGGAUGAUUUCCUUGGUGGUGAGGAAGAAGAAGAUGCCUGUCUAGGCCUGAAGGGAGAUGGGCCUUUAUUUCAUGUUACCAUGGACACUGUAGAUGGGUCUGUCUGUUUGAAAUCAGCCUACUCUCCCAGAUGUGAACCUCUAUAGGACUAUUAGGUGUCACAAAACUCUAUUGAGUGCAUUUGUAAAAUUGGUCUAAUAUCUCUAUUUAUCAAAAAAUGUCAUGACGGACAAAAGAAUGCAGGAGUUUGAGUGAACCAAAAUGUUGAAUAUACAGAAAUCACAGAGAAAAUGUUGGGAAGCUGGCUCCCAAAGUGUAAUAAUGUGUAUGAUAUUAUUUAUCGAGGGUUUGUUAUUGAAUAUUCUGUGUGCUCGGGCUUUUGAGAUAAGGAAGUAAAAAUUGUUCCCAGAAGUUGCAUGUCAGUGAGCACAUACAUUGGUCAUUUGCAUAUAGAAAGGUGCCAAUCAUACUUUCAUUGUACAGUUGGACCAUGUGAAAUACAAGUACACACAGACAUGCAGAAAUGACCUUCUGCUGGCCCUAAGGGAUUAUUAGCAGUUGCAGUUUGCACAGUAUUAAACUUUUAUUCAUAUAUGUAUAUGGUGUGAAAUACAGUAUGUAUACCAUGGGUCACGGAUGGUUUCAUUCCAUGUAAAAGAUUGAACCGUUUUAGCCAAAUUGUCAAGCUUUGUUCAGAAACCAAAGAGAAUCCAGAGUUUCAAUGAUACAAAUGAAUUAGCUAUUUUUAAUGUCUGUGCAGUCCUUUAUAUAAUGAAAGAAUAAUAUACAUAUAUAUAUAUAUAUAUGUAAAAAUAGAAAUAAAUAAACUGAGCUUCACUGUAGGAAAAAAACUUUCUACAAAGUGUACAUAAAGCAUUAAAUCAUUAGACAGAAAUUGCAGGGUUUUUCCACAUCUGUCAUGACUGCAGCUGUUUUUGAUGCACCAUGUAUGUUUCCAGCAAUAAAUCUUGUUUUUAUAUUUACUGAUA
Molecule: messenger RNA, 3543 nt
Organism: Lates calcarifer (barramundi perch)
Lineage: Eukaryota; Metazoa; Chordata; Actinopteri; Centropomidae
Gene: abi3bpa
Product: target of Nesh-SH3
Biological process (GO): positive regulation of cell-substrate adhesion; extracellular matrix organization
Molecular function (GO): protein binding
Source: RefSeq, a predicted model, not a curated record